Molecule: messenger RNA, 1572 nt
Organism: Mycosarcoma maydis (corn smut)
Lineage: Eukaryota; Fungi; Basidiomycota; Ustilaginomycetes; Ustilaginales
Product: putative calnexin
Exons: 1
Biological process (GO): protein folding
Cellular component (GO): endoplasmic reticulum membrane; endoplasmic reticulum
Molecular function (GO): calcium ion binding
Source: RefSeq, a predicted model, not a curated record
AUCGAGCAGUUUACCUCUGACUGGUCCGAACGAUGGUCGACCUCGCAAGCUUCCAAAUUCCAGAGGGAGGACGACACGGAAGCGUUCAAGUAUGACGGUGUUUGGUCCGUAGAGGAGCCCGAGGUGUUCCCCGGUCUCGCUGGCGAUGCUGGUCUUGUGCUCAAGUCCAAGGCCAAGCAGCAUGCCAUCUCGCAUCUGUUUGACAGCCCCAUCGACCCCAAGGGCAAGCCGCUCGUCGUUCAGUACGAGGUCAAGCUGCAAAAGGGUCUCAGUUGCGGUGGUGCCUACAUCAAGCUUCUCUCGGCCACCGAGGCAGGUGUCACCCCAGACGAAUUCUCGGACAAGACACCAUACACCAUCAUGUUUGGUCCCGACAAGUGCGGCCAGACCAACAAGGUUCACUUUAUCUUCCGUCACAAGAAUCCCAAGACGGGCGAGUUCGAGGAGAAGCAUGUCAAGUACCCCGCCUAUCCCAAGCUCGCAAAAACCUCGACUCUCUACACGCUCGUCGUCCAGCCGGACCAGUCGUUCGAAAUCUUCAUCAACAACGAAUCCAAGAAGAAGGGCUCGCUGCUCGAGGACUUUGAGCCUCCCGUCAACCCACCUACUGAGAUUGAUGAUCCCGAAGACGAAAAGCCCGCCGAUUGGGUCGAUCAGGCGCGCAUCUUUGACCCUAAAGCCACCAAGCCUGAAGACUGGGACGAGGACGCACCGCUCGAGAUUCCGGACCAAGACGCUGUCAAGCCUGACGGCUGGCUCGAGGACGAGCCGCUGACCAUUCCCGACCCGGACGCACAGAAGCCCGAAGAGUGGGACGACGACGAGGACGGCGAGUGGUUUGCUCCCAGCAUUCCCAACCCCAAGUGUGAGGCAGCGGCUGGAUGUGGCGAGUGGGUCCGUCCUGUGAUCCGCAACCCAGCGUACAAGGGCAAGUGGACAGCACCGCUCAUCGACAACCCAGAAUACAAGGGUGUCUGGGAGCCUCGCACGAUUGCCAACCCCAACUACUUUGAGGACAAGUCUCCUGCCGAUUUCAACCCCAUUGGUGGUGUCGGUUUCGAGCUUUGGACUAUGGACGAAGACAUCCUCUUUGACAACAUUUACAUUGGUCACGAUCCCUCUCAGGCCAAAGCGUUUGCCGCAGAGACCUUUGAUCAGAAGAUCAAGAUCGAGCAGCGUCAGGAGGAUAAGGAGACCGCGGCCAAGGCGGCUGAAGACGGCGCCGGAUUCGUCGGUCAGGUACGAUCGCACGUCAAUACCUUUAUCGGCCGUGCACGUCAGGAUCCCAUCGGAGCGAUCAAGGAGAUGCCUCAGGUAGCAGGUGGUUUGGGAGCCGCUUUUGCCGGUCUGUUGGGUCUCGUCGGGCUGGUCGGUGGUGUUUUGGGUGGUGGCAGCAAGGUCAAGGUCACCACGAAGGACGGCAAGAAGGUGGACGCUCCCACCGCCGCUAAGGGUAAGGCUAAGGAGGUCACAGAGAAGGUCAAGGCCACAGGGGUUCAGGCUAAGGAUGCCGUGACAAAGCGUACCAACGCUGCUGCUGCCAAAGUCGAUGAUGCUGCCAAUGACGAGUAA